This is a messenger RNA of Penicilliopsis zonata CBS 506.65, 617 nucleotides long. RefSeq lists its product as hypothetical. NCBI's taxonomy places the organism in Eukaryota, Fungi, Ascomycota, Eurotiomycetes, Eurotiales, Aspergillaceae. The record is from RefSeq and is a predicted model, not a curated record. The coding region runs from base 16 to 570 and encodes 184 amino acids. The transcript has a single exon.
GGUCUAUAUAACGACAUGGCGGAGCUGGGAACAGCGGCAGCAGUCCUUCAGAUUGGAAUGGAAUUUGUCAAUCUGUUGAAGAAGCUUCAAGAAGCAUAUAAAGGCUUGCGGUAUGCCCGAGAGGAGGUGCACAAGGUCAUGGAUAAAACAGAGGUCAUGUCCGAGUUGGCGGACCUCUUCGAGAAAACGAUGAAACAGGUGGCUAAACAUCGCGAUCUCAAAGAUAUUCGGAAAAGGUACCGGAAGGUGGAGAGGAAUUACAGAAAGCAAGCGAAGGGAAUCAUCAAGAAGAUCAAAGGCAUCCUCAACGUGCUCUCUCCCCUAUGGACCCAUCCGCCAGCCCAGAUAUCCCGGCAGCUUUAUGCGAGGGUGGACUGGCACUUUCGGAAACGGCACAAUAUCCAAAUACUCUUGACAGAAAUGCAAUCAUUGGAGAUCUCUAUAAACGGGUUUACAUGCAUGAUCAACAUACAGAUCGCCCUUCGACAAGCAAAGACGGGGUCACUUUCCAAAAUGCAGCUGUAUGUCGUGACCCUGUUUUUUUUAUGUGACUCAAAUUCAUCCCUGUAGGUACUUCCUCGAAGCCAACGCGCGUUUGGCAUUGAUGAAGCUGGAAC